This is a messenger RNA of Nycticebus coucang (slow loris), 1614 nucleotides long. RefSeq names its product S-methylmethionine--homocysteine S-methyltransferase BHMT2. The record is from RefSeq and is a predicted model, not a curated record. The transcript has 8 exons. Gene Ontology annotation, molecular function: betaine-homocysteine S-methyltransferase activity; zinc ion binding. Lineage: Eukaryota; Metazoa; Chordata; Mammalia; Primates; Lorisidae. The coding region runs from base 86 to 1264 and encodes 392 amino acids.
CCGGCGCGCCCAGGCCGGACCCUCCCCCGGGCGAAGGGCGGGCUCCUGGACCGCCGCGCGCGCGCUCGGCACCGGAGUCUGCACGAUGGCACCAGCUGGACGCCCCGGGGCCAAGAAGGGUAUUCUGGAGCGUCUGGAUGGUGGGGAGGUUGUGGUCGGCGAUGGCAGCUUCCUCAUUACUCUGGAGAAGAGAGGCUACGUCAAAGCCGGGCUCUGGACUCCGGAGGCGGUAGUAGAACAUCCAGCCGCAGUUCGUCAGCUUCACAUGGAAUUCUUGAGAGCCGGAUCAAAUGUUAUGCAGACUUUCACCUUUUCUGCCAGUGAGGACAAUAUGGAAAGCAAGUGGGAAGAUGUAAAUGCUGUUGCCUGUGACCUCGCCAGGGAAGUGGCCAGCAAAGGUGAUGCUUUGGUAGCAGGCGGGAUCUGCCAGACAUCCGUGUACAAAUACCACAAAGACGAAGCUAGAAUUAAAAAACUUUUUCGACAACAGCUAGAGGUUUUUACCAGGAAAAAUGUGGACUUCCUGAUUGCAGAGUAUUUUGAGCAUGUCGAAGAAGCUGUGUGGGCUGUGGAAGUCUUAAAAGAAUCAGGCAAACCUGUGGCGGCGACCAUGUGCAUAGGCCCCGCGGGAGACAUGCAUGAGGUGGCCCCCGGAGAGUGUGCGGAGAGGCUGGUGAAGGCAGGGGCUGCCAUCGUUGGCGUGAACUGCCGAUUUGGGCCCGGGACCAGCCUGAAGACGGUGGGACUCAUGAAGGAGGGCCUGGGGGCUGCGGGGCUGAAAGCGCACCUCAUGGAUUGGAGCCCAGAGUUGCCACCAGAUGGGACAUACAAAAGUAUGCCAGAGAGGCCUACAACCUGGGGGUCAGGUACAUUGGCGGGUGCUGUGGAUUUGAGCCCUACCACAUCAGGGCAAUCGCAGAGGAGCUGGCCCCAGAAAGGGGAUUUUUGCCUCUGGCUUCUGAAAAACAUGGCAGCUGGGGAAGUAGCCUCAAUAUGCACACCAAACCCUGGAUUCGAGCAAGGGCUAGAAGGGAGUAUUGGGAAAAUCUGCUGCCAGCUUCAGGCAGACCUUUCUGUCCUUCACUCUCAAAGCCAGACGUCUAAAGGAACAGUGAAAGAAAACACUGAAAUCAUAGAUCAGAAAGAAGUUGUCCUUAAGCCACACCUGGCAUCCUUGCUCACCUUCCUCCUCAGCCUGCUCUGCUGUCUCCCCCUGCUGCGGCCCCAGUUGGAUGGCUGUUUGCAUGCUGAGUUCCUGCUGUGAUGGAGCCCUCUGUGGAUGCUGGAUGCUGUGGAGAUGCAGGGAGGAUGAGAACGGCCCCUCAGCACCCCACCUCUUACUGUCCAGGAGCUGCUGUGCAUUCUGCUGAAGGUCGUCGAGAAGAGCCAAAUUUGACUCUGACAUUUUAAAAUAAUCAGAAAUCACUAUAAAUCAAACCUAGUGAAUUAGUCCAGAGACUAAGCUAGAUGCUUGAGGAAGAUGGGGCAACACUCUAAGCCAGUGUUUUUCAACCUUCUUUAUCUCACAGCACACUUCAACCUAUAACUAAACUUCCAGGGCACACUUAAAUUAUGUUGUUCAAAACAAUGAAUAAAAAGAAAGAAUAUACUCAC